AUGUCGGAUUUCGAGGACGAGAUGGACGUGGAUGGUCCGCCGCCUUCCAAGGAUGUGAUUUUCUCGUCCGAGGCUGCCAAGGGCAAACGAAGCGCGGCAAACCUGCCCGUCGAAGCUGAAGACAGCUUACCAUGGAUUGAAAAGUACAGACCAACCACGCUGGACGACGUCUCGGGCCAUCACGACAUCCUGGCCACCAUCAACAAAUUCGUCGACUCCAACAGGCUCCCGCACCUGCUGCUCUACGGCCCCCCCGGCACGGGCAAGACGUCCACGAUCCUAGCGCUGGCGAGGCGCAUCUACGGAACCGCAAACAUGCGUCAGAUGGUGCUGGAGCUCAACGCCUCGGACGACCGCGGCAUCGACGUGGUGCGCGAGCAGAUCAAGACGUUUGCCAGCACCAAGCAAAUCUUCGCCAUGGGCGCGUCGGCCAAGGCCAGCUCGAUGGCCGGGUUCAAGCUCAUCAUCCUGGACGAGGCCGACGCCAUGACCAACACGGCGCAGAUGGCGCUGCGGCGCAUCAUGGAAAAGUACACGGCCAACACGCGGUUCUGCAUCAUUGCCAACUACGCGCACAAGCUGAGCCCGGCGCUGCUGAGCCGGUGCACGCGCUUCCGGUUCAGCCCGCUCAAGGAGGGCGACAUCCGCGCCCUGGUGGACAAGGUGGUGGAGGAGGAGCGCGUGCGGAUCGGCGCCGAGGCGGUCGACGCGCUGGUCGGCCUGAGCAGGGGCGACAUGCGGCGGGCGCUCAACGAGGAGGAGGAGGAGGAGGAGGACGCACCGAGCGUGGUGGUGCCCGACGGCGAGGUGCAGCGCGAGGCGAUCACGACGGAGACAAUCUACAGCUGCGUGGCGGCGCCGACGCCCGACGCCGUGAGGGAGAUUAUGCGGACGCUGCUGGGCACGGCGGACGUGGCGAGCUGUCUGGGGACGAUGAACGCGCUCAAGGUGAGCGGGGGGCUGGCCCUGGCGGACAUGGUCACGGCCUUGUCGGAGGAGCUGGGCAAGCUGGAGGUCAGGCCGGAGGUGAUGAUUUCCUGGCUGGACGGGCUGGCCGAGGUGGAGCACAGGGUUGCGAGCGGCGGGAGCGAGAUGGUCCAGACGGGAGCUGUGGUUGCCGUGGUCAGGGGAGGCGUGGAGCUGAUGGGCCGGUAG
Ustilaginoidea virens is the source of this 1155-nucleotide messenger RNA. RefSeq lists its product as uncharacterized. The record is from RefSeq and is a predicted model, not a curated record. Lineage: Eukaryota; Fungi; Ascomycota; Sordariomycetes; Hypocreales; Clavicipitaceae. Gene Ontology annotation, cellular component: Elg1 RFC-like complex; Rad17 RFC-like complex; DNA replication factor C complex. The transcript is spliced from 3 exons. Gene Ontology annotation, molecular function: DNA binding; ATP binding; ATP hydrolysis activity. Gene Ontology annotation, biological process: DNA-templated DNA replication; DNA repair. The coding region runs from base 1 to 1155 and encodes 384 amino acids.